Messenger RNA from Acanthopagrus latus (yellowfin seabream), 1679 nucleotides. It is a transcript of the gene ifi35, whose product is annotated as interferon-induced protein 35. The coding region runs from base 190 to 1362 and encodes 390 amino acids. The transcript has 10 exons. Gene Ontology annotation, cellular component: nucleus. Lineage: Eukaryota; Metazoa; Chordata; Actinopteri; Spariformes; Sparidae. The record is from RefSeq and is a predicted model, not a curated record.
AGAAAAAAGGAGGAAAUGCUAAAUUUAGUGAAAUACGUUAGUUUAUCGUUGGUGUGGGGUCACAUUUGACUUUUCAGUUGUCAUAACUUCGACUGAAUAUGACUUAUCUCAAGUUUUCAAGACGUUACUAAAGGUUUGAAGAGUUACACAGACGUCGGGCCUGUUGUCUAUCUAUCGACUGCUUUCACGAUGUCUUCAGAAGAGGAUUUCUCUCUGGUGGUGACGCCAGCUGAGAAAAGCUUGGAUGAAGUCCUGACUUCGAUCUCUUCCUACAAGAAAAAACACGAGCAGCUGCUCCAGGAGCAGAAGGACCUGAUCGCCAGCAGGGACGACCGACGGAGCCUGGCUGAGGAUUUCAGGCGGCGCAGCCAGAAACUGACCAUUAGUCUGGAGCAGGACAAGCAACGUUAUGCAGAACAGCUUGAGAGGGAAAAGGAGAAGCUGGUCGCGCUCAAGCAGGAUGAGGCCGACCUGAUCCAGCAGAUCAUGGACGUGAAGGCAGCCCUGAGAGAGGAAGACGCCCAGAUCGACCACCUGAAAGAGCAGACUGACGUGUUCGCCGCUGUACCAGAGAGGCCCGUUGUCUUCAAGGGGGCGACAGGAGGGUCAGACAACACACCGGUGUUUGACAUGGAGCCACAGAUUGUCUAUCCAAUGAUCGGUGGGACAGCUCUGAUUACAUUUGAGGAAGAAGUUGUGGCCAAGAAGAUCCUGGGCAUGAUGGAGCACCAGGUGGAUCUGGGACAGGACUGCAGAAUCACUGUGGCGGCCAAGCCAGUUCAGUUGAUGAUGCCCAGCGUGGUGGAGAUAUCUUCUGAGGUGUGUCCUCAGCGCAUAUUGAUCUCCAACCUGCCCAAGAUAGACGCGGAGCGCCUGGUGGACCAGCUGGAGAUCCACUUCUCCAAGAGCAAAAACAGAGGCGGAGAAGUGGAUUCAUGUGAUAUUAUGACCGACUCUUGGAUGGUGGUCCUCAAAUUUGUGAAUGAAAACAUUGCCAAAGGUCUGACGGAUAAAGAGUACCAUGACGUGAAUCUACAAAAGACCAAGCACAGAGUGAGAGUGACUCCUUUUGUCAACGGGAAAAUCUCAAACCUAGAGACCCGUAUGUCGGUGUGUCCUCGGACCGUGCUGCUGACGGGGAUCCCUGACGUCAUGGAUCAGGAGAACCUGCAGGACAUGCUGGAAAUCCACUUCCAAAAAAGCAGCAACGGUGGCGGAGAGAUCGAAUCCAUCCUCUACAACCCGCUGGGUCAGGAGGACUCUGCCCUGUUUAAGGCAGUUUCCCCAAAGGAGGAGGAGGAUGAAGAGGAGGAGGAGGAGGAGGAGGAGGAAGAAGAGGAAGAGGAAGAAGAGGAGGAGUAGGCCAUAUAUUUAUCCAUCAACCAAAAAACCUCUCAUGUCUGGGUUGUGAUCGUGUGCAAGAUGUUAAGACAGGAUCCAACAAUCUGUUGCAGCCUUAUAUUCUGUUAACUUUUGUGAUUUUUGUUUGACAUGUCAAGAAACUUAGUUAUAAUUUUCUAAAAUAAAUUCUCGUUGGCUGUCACGAUUGUUAGGAAUUCUGAGAAUUAUAAAACUAACAAUCGCCAUGAUAACGGAUGAAGGAAGUAUUAGCUGGGUGUUUUUCUGUUUAAUGACGUAAAGAUAUGAAUGGGUAUUAAAAUACAGUGUCAUUAAAACAA